Molecule: messenger RNA, 2107 nt
Organism: Capsicum annuum
Lineage: Eukaryota; Viridiplantae; Streptophyta; Magnoliopsida; Solanales; Solanaceae
Product: fatty acyl-CoA reductase 2, chloroplastic-like
Exons: 9
Coding region: 1-1725 (574 amino acids)
Biological process (GO): suberin biosynthetic process; long-chain fatty-acyl-CoA metabolic process
Cellular component (GO): intracellular membrane-bounded organelle
Molecular function (GO): alcohol-forming very long-chain fatty acyl-CoA reductase (NADP+) activity
Source: RefSeq, a predicted model, not a curated record
AUGGCAAUGCUUCAUGUUCAAAAUAUUUUUCCCCUUAAUAUUACUACAAGGGUACCAACAACUGAGUUGUUCUCUAAAAAUGGUCAUUUCCCUAUCAAAUUUUAUUCAUACCCAAAGAAUGAGAUAAUUAGAUCAAAGAAAACCAAUCACUUAACUUUAGGAAUUGAUCAUGUCAUUGACCCUUCUUCUUUUUCUUCCUCUUGUAUUAAAGCAUUGGGUGAUCAUCAAGGAGAUGUUUUAGCUAAUAAUGGAAUAGGGAUUAUUGAGUUUUUUGAAGACAAAAAUAUUCUUGUCACUGGUGCUACAGGAUUUCUUGCCAAAGUUCUAAUUGAGAAGAUGCUAAGAACAACACCAAAGAUAAACAAGAUUUACCUUCUUAUAAGAUCAAAGGAUAAGGAAGCUGCAUUUGACAGAUUAACAAGUGAAAUAAUAGAGUCAAAAUUAUUCAAAUGCCUGAAAGAGAUGCAUGGAGAAUCUUAUGAGUUAUUCAUAAAAAGUAAAUUGGUUCCUAUAGUUGGAAAUAUUCAUGAGCCAAAUCUUGGUAUGGAUAGUAUUACUGCUCACCAAAUUGCUCAAGAAAUUGAUUUGAUUGUUGACUCUGCAGCAAACACUACAUUUGACUUGAGGUAUGACUUAGCUCUUGAAGCUAAUGUGAAUGGUCCAUAUCAACUCAUGUUGUUUGCCAAGAAAUGCAAGAACUUGAAACUCCUCAUCCAUUAUUCGAGUGCGUAUGUGAAUGGCGAAAGAGAAGGUCUAAUAUAUGAGAAACCUUUCACCAUGGGAGAAAGUAUAACAAAGGAAAAGGUCACAUCACAUUCUCCAUCUACUAAGUUUCCAUCCCUCAAUGUUGCCAAUGAACUGGACUUUGUUUCAAUGUUGAACAAUGCUAUUGAAAACAAUGACACCUUCAACAAAAUCAUGAAAGACUUGGGAUCUGAGAGGGCAAAGUUAUAUGGAUGGCAAGAUACAUACUCAUUCACAAAGGCCAUUGGUGAGAUGGUAAUUGACAACAUGAGGGAGGACAUACCAAUAGUCAUUAUUCGUCCCUCAGUAAUAACUAGUACUUAUGAAGAACCUUUUCCAGGAUGGAUACAAGGAUUCAGGGUAAUCGACCCCCUACUUAUUUUCUAUGGGAAAGGGGAAUAUACAUGCUGUUUUGGUGAUCCAAGUAGUCUUGUUGAUGUGGUUCCGGUUGAUGUGGUUGUAAAUACUACAAUGGCUGCAAUUGUCAAACAUGGACACUUGCAAAUUCCAGAGUUAAAUGUCUAUCAUGCAACAUCAUCAUAUAUGAAUCCUUUAUCACUAUCACAACUUUUCAACUAUUGCUUUGAAUUUUUCAGUUCUUCUCCUUCUGUUAACUCAAAAGGAGAUCAAAUAAAGAUUAAGAAGAUGAUAUUUUUUGACAAUAUGUCAGACUUCACGAAUUAUAUUUUGGAGAAACUUCUCAAGGAACAAGAAGUGCAUGAUUUAAAGAUGCAAAUGCGUAUUAAAAGGAAGGUGGAAUAUUUUGAGAAUUUUAGCAAGAUCUAUGAAUCAUAUACGUUCUACAAAGGCAGAUUUCACAAUGGCAACAUGAGAAAACUAAUGGAAGAUAUGUCUGAAGAAGAGAAAAAAAACUUUAAUAUUGAUGAGUCAAAGAUAAAUUGGAGAGAUUACUUUGCAGGAGUUCACAUUCUUGGAGUGAAAGAACAUGUAUUUAAUGGAAGGUCAGCAGUACAUCGCUAAGGAUAUAUUGGGAAAUUAAUAACAUUUCCUUUGUCACAAAUUUUGCUUCCUCUAUUUUGUAAGGGAAAAUAAAUUAAAAAAAAUUGAAUUCAGAGCCAUGUGGGAUCUGAAAAGUUUAUAAAUAAAAAAAAAACCUAUGACACUUCUCUCUAGAAAAAAUACGCUUCCUUCAUGUUAACAAGAAGAAAGAGAACUCUCAAAAACUCUCUGUCAAGAUUUUCGAAGAGAACGUCUCCUGGGUCACAUGUGAAUUAUCUUUUGCAACUGAAUGAUCAUAAAUUGUGAUUUUAUAUGAUGUAGUUUGUCUUUGUAUUCUAUUAUUAUAAUAUUUUACUAGUGAAACCUACGUAAUGAUCCUUUUACAAGCUAUGUAUUUGAUUUA